CCAUCUGGCAACGCUUGCUGGCACUGCACACAGCUGUCAUCAUUCCUCCAUUGUUUGUUUAUUACUAAAUGUCACAAUUUGACAAUAUUUUCUGUUAAGAAAAACAAAAACUUUGUCAUCAAACAGUGAUAAGUGGAGAAAAUUUGUUUUCUCAAAUUGUAAGUGUUACCAUUUUGGGUGUGUGUAAGGCGUUAGUAUAGCUUAUCCAAAGGCAAUUUUCUAUAAACAUAGUUAUAAAUUCUCGGAAAAGUGUAGACGACGUGCGUUUAUCAAAGUGAUUGGUAUCAGUGUUUACCGGCAGAAUGAAUGCAAAAGAUAUAUUAAUGCGUGCAGUGCAGUGUGAUCAGGCCGGACGGAUUUUGGAGGCACAACAUCUCUAUCAAGAUGGCAUACAAAUACUUAUGGAUUUGGUGUCGGGCGAAUCGGAUGUGGCAAAAAAGAAAGUGUUUUAUGAGCGUAUUAAAGAGUACAUAGACCGCGCGGAACAAAUUAAGGAUCGCGUACAGAAGCAUGUCAUACGCGGCGAGCUAGUCACCAAUAUACCAAUAGACGACAAUGCCACGGGCAAUAGUUAUCAGUCACUCUUCGGCAAGUACUUAAAUGCGGAGGUAAAAGAGGUGCUACUCGAGGAGCCAUAUCUGAUCGAGAAAUACCAGUUUCAGAAUCUUGUAACAUUCCUGGAGUUGUUGGUGAAGAACUGUCGUAAUAUCAAAUAUGUAAGAGUGGUAACCAAAACGGAUAUGAAAGCGCCGGAGAACCAAAAAAACGUGCUGGAGCAGAUACGUGCGGAUAUGUUCAGACGUAAUGUAACGUUAAGCAUAAAAUUCGAAGACACCUUGCAUGACCGCAAAAUUGUUCUCAGCAAUGGUUAUAUUAUAAAGAUCGGGCGUGGAUUGCAUUUCUUCAAAGCCACUAAUCCCUUAUACAGCCUUGGCUUAUGUGAUUAUGAUUUUCGCAAAUGCUUGCAAACAGACGUGGAUAUAUGGCGUACCAAAAACUUUAUUGCCUGAAGCUGAUAAAGCUGACUUACUCAUCGCCAAGCGCUCAACUGACAUUUUUACCAUAUUUUUUUAUGAAUUUUAUAAAUGUGUAAUUAACAAAAAAAUUAUUUUUGAUUUGAAAGAAAGCUUUUGUGUUAAACUUAGUAUAUAUAUAUGUAUAUGAAAGUAUUUUUAUAAAUACUGUUACAUAAAUGAUGUAAAAAUUAAAACAAUAAAAAAUGAAUUCCAUUGACUGAAU
Molecule: messenger RNA, 1239 nt
Organism: Zeugodacus cucurbitae (melon fly)
Lineage: Eukaryota; Metazoa; Arthropoda; Insecta; Diptera; Tephritidae
Product: MIT domain-containing protein 1
Exons: 5
Coding region: 303-1010 (235 amino acids)
Source: RefSeq, a predicted model, not a curated record